CCAGGAACAUCUGAAUGACAGCAUGAACUGAGCACAGUUCAGAUGCUAUGAAACAUUACAUAGAACAGAUAGCAAGGCAUGACUCAAUUUCAUAAUGAACCAAAACUAUAAUGAUUACAUCAGGUAUGAUUUACGUACGAUUUAGAGGUGACCAAUACAUACCGGUAUGUGUGCUUGAAAUGGGACAUUAAUGUCACGAAUAUGACAUCAUGAGGUGACUAAUAAAUUGGUGUGUGUGUUUGAAGUGUGUCUGCAGCUGAAGAAGAGGAGGCACGGCCGGUUGGACUCUCAGACGUACAAGAGAUCAGCGUGUCCCCAUCAGUACCCUAUGUGCACUGAUGAAGACUGGGGCUCUGGCUGUCCCUCUGGUUGUGUUGUGCAGGCUCUGCUCCUGCAGCAGGAGGUGGCGGUGGAGAGAAGGAUGCUGGAGGUGUGUGACGGAGUGGAGCGACAGCACCACGCCUCCCGCUCCACCCUGGGCUCCAGCUGGGUGUUCUACCACACCCAGAGACACGCACUCGGCUCCCAGCGCGACUCGGUGCUCCGGUAUGUUGCCGGGGCCGACCGACUGGCAAGGAAGCUGAGGUUGCUACGGAAACUAUCGUCUGCGUCGUCACAGAGACUGAAGGAGCUGAGGCAACAGGUCCAGAAACAGAUGGAAGAGCUUUAUCAUACAGAGGUCGACGUGGACAUUAAGAUCCGGGCUUGCCAGGGCUCCUGCGCCUCCAGGCUGACCUUCAGGCUCCAGGAGGAGGACUACCCGGACCUCCUAGACCAGAUAGCCCUCUCUCCUCCUGCUCCUCCACCCAGGCGGGAGCUCCCAGACGUAGCAACCUCCGCCCCCGGCGGACUGGAAGAACAGCUGCGACACUUUGGAGACAUUGAGGAGAACAAGCUGGUGAUCCACCCUCCACGCCUUCACCCAGAACACCCAGACCUCUGAGACUGCUGUCACAUGAUCACAACCAUCACCUCACAUGAGACGGCUGUCACCUGAUCAGAACUAUCACCUCACAUGAGACUGCUGUCACACGAUCAGAACUAUCACCUCACAUGAGACGUCUGUCACAUGAUCAGAACUCUCACCUCACAUGAGACUGCUGUCACAUGAUCAGAACUCUCACCUCACAUGAGACUGCUGUCACAUGAUCAGAACUAUCACCUCACAUGAGACGUCUGUCACACGAUCAGAACUCUCACCUCACAUGAGACUGCUGUCACAUGAUCAGAACUCUCACCUCACAUGAGACGGCUGUCACAUGAUCAGAACUCUCACCUCACAUGAGACUGCUGUCACAUGAUCAGAACUCUCACCUCACAUGAGACUGCUGUCACAUGAUCAGAACUAUCACCUCACAUGAGAUGUCUGUCACAUGAUCCCAACCAUCACCUCACAUGAGACUGCUGUCACCGGAUCAGAACUAUCACCUCACAUGAGACGUCUGUCACAUGAUCACAACCAUCACCUCACAUGAGACGUCUGUCACACGAUCACAACCAUCACCUCACAUGACACUGCUGUCGCAUGAUCACAACCAUCACCUCACAUGAGACGUCUGUUACAUGAUCAGAACUCUCACCUCACAUGAGACUGCUGUCACAUGAUCAGAACUCUCACCUCACAUGAGACUGCUGUCACACGAUCAGAACUAUCACCUCACAUGAGACUGCUGUCACACGAUCACAACUAUCACCUCACAUUAGACGUCUGUCACACGAUCACAACUAUCACCUCACAUGAGAUGGCUGUCAUAUGAUCACAACUAUCCUCUGGUCAAGCAGGAACCACCGAGCACACCGGAGUCUGUGAUGCUUUUGUUGUUCGGGGCCAUGUUGGGCCGCAACCCACCUCCAAAUGGAGCUGUAGUUACAAACUGCUGCCCGAAACACUACUGAAGAGUCAGGCUGUUUUAUCUUGAAGAAUAAAUAAUACCAUGUAUUAUUGCAGUAAUAUGAGUACUGUCAUGGAGUCUUAUAGAAAAUACAUUUAUUUGUGUUAUA
Gadus morhua (Atlantic cod) is the source of this 2001-nucleotide messenger RNA. RefSeq names its product fibrinogen alpha chain. Bases 329 to 943 code for a protein of 204 amino acids. The transcript has 4 exons. Gene Ontology annotation, biological process: blood coagulation, common pathway; positive regulation of heterotypic cell-cell adhesion; blood coagulation. Gene Ontology annotation, molecular function: protein-macromolecule adaptor activity; extracellular matrix structural constituent; signaling receptor binding. NCBI's taxonomy places the organism in Eukaryota, Metazoa, Chordata, Actinopteri, Gadiformes, Gadidae. The record is from RefSeq and is a predicted model, not a curated record. Gene Ontology annotation, cellular component: fibrinogen complex.